AUGGGAAGGACUGAGGCUGCAGCAGAUGCUGCAGAGUGCACCUGUGCUGAAGAAGUUCAUGGAGAACUGUCUCCCAUGGGAGGCACCCCACGCUGCAGGUACAACCCCAACACUCUCCCAAAGAGAACAUCUAUUGUGCAUCUCUUUGAAUGGCGCUGGCAGGAUAUUGCUCAGGAGUGUGAACGCUACUUAGCUCCUAAUGGAUUUGGAGGUGUUCAGGUUUCGCCUCCAAAUGAAAACAUUGUUAUUACUAACCCGAACAGACCCUGGUGGGAAAGAUACCAGCCCAUUAGCUACAAGCUCUGUACUCGAUCAGGAAAUGAAGAGGAAUUCAGAGACAUGGUGACCAGAUGCAACAAUGUUGGAGUUCGUAUCUAUGUGGAUGCUGUCGUCAACCACAUGUGUGGGGCUGCAGGUGGUUCAGGCACACAUUCUACCUGUGGAAGCUAUUUUAAUGCUGGAAACAGAGAUUUUCCAGCUGUACCAUACUCUGGCUGGGAUUUCAAUGAUGGCAAAUGUCACUCUGCAAGUGGAGAAAUUGAAAAUUAUGGUGAUAUAUAUCAGGUAACUUCCCUUGGCAAAAUUUUCAAAUCUUUUUACUUUUUUUUUCUUUUGACAUCUUCUUUUAACUCUACAGUAAAAUCAAAUGGUGUAGUGCUUCACAAAACCUGUGCUUAGGAAGUUGUCAAGUGAAUGAAGUAGUGUCCAUAGGUACGUGUGGCGCAAAAUAUUCUAAGUACUGAGAAAUCA
Cyanistes caeruleus (blue tit) is the source of this 750-nucleotide messenger RNA. The record is from RefSeq and is a predicted model, not a curated record. Lineage: Eukaryota; Metazoa; Chordata; Aves; Passeriformes; Paridae.